CUCACACAAUUCACCAAUUAUUUCUCAGAAAUAAGGGCUUAACAACUGGCAUCUCAACACUGGACAUCAAUUUGCCGAUGUCCAAAUUUGAACUCUUAGCCCUUUGCAAAUAACAUUUUGCUUUCUUGGAGUUGCUGAUGAGAAUGUGCGGUCCUCCGAAGUUAUUACAACUUGUCCAGCCCCGCGGAAGCUGCCAGUUUGGAAAGACCAAUCCCUUUUCUUGAUUUUUUGUAUCCUCUCACCAAAGGAGGGUGGAUUGUCGCACAAGUCGCAGCUUGUCGGCAGCCAGCAGCAGGCGGGAUCGCACAGAAGUCUGUUCCGAUAAAGUCUACUUUCCUGCCGGCACUUAGGUCAAACAUUUCGCAAGGGAGCAGCAAUGAGACACUCGCUGGACGGUGGACACGCUGAAGUUCGUGGUGUCCCUUUGCCCAGUUGCGUGUGACUGAUCCGGUUGGGAGCGAUCAAACAACAAUGGCUAAGAUAUGGAAAGCAGUCGCAUUUCAUGAGCUGUGCAGAUUUGUACCCUUCCUGCUGAGUGUCUGUAUUUACUUUGUGUUGGCACCGCAGUCUUCUUGUCCCCUGUGGGUGAAGGCCUUCUUCAAAUGCUUGCCCAUUUUGUUUCUGUGUACAUACAUUUUGACUCAUGAAAUAAACAUGUACACACACAACGAAGCUCAAAAGCUCCUUGCGGGCCUCCUAUUUUCAGCAGCAGGCGAUAUCUUCCGGACCACUUCUCCACAGCUGUAUCACUUGCAUGGAGAAUCCAUGUUUGGGCUGGCACACGUUUUCUACAUCUGGAUGUUUGGCACAAAACCUUUAAACCUGUUAGCAGGCAUUUUCCUUGUGGCUGUUGGCACCGUAUAUAUGCUGUUCCUCAACAGAUGUCUCUGGGAUCAAAAGCCCUUCCAAUGGGCAGCCUACAUCUACAUCAUAUUAAUUGGAACAAUGGCCUGGCGUGCUAGCGCUGGCACACUCUUCAAUCAGCACUGGUCUUGGAUCAAAUUAUUUGCCACAAUUGGAGGAAUGCUUUUUAUGGUAUCUGAUUUCACUUAUGCUGUGAGUAUGUACUGCUUUCCCUUGUAUAACACUGGAAUUAUUGCAUCUACCUAUUAUACGGCACAGAUGUUUAUCACACUUUCAGUUGUAAAGACGAAGAAUAAGGUGACCAAAAACCAAAAAAAGAGCACCUUGCCAUUGUCUUAAAUGAUGACGUGUUGACAAAUUCUGUAUAUGUCUUUCUGCAUCUGAUAAGAUAUUGAAGUAAUGCCCACAAGAAAUAAAGGUCAAUUGUUUUCACUGAAACAAA
Molecule: messenger RNA, 1306 nt
Organism: Stegostoma tigrinum
Lineage: Eukaryota; Metazoa; Chordata; Chondrichthyes; Orectolobiformes; Stegostomatidae
Product: lysoplasmalogenase-like protein TMEM86A
Exons: 3
Coding region: 472-1203 (243 amino acids)
Cellular component (GO): membrane
Source: RefSeq, a predicted model, not a curated record